Messenger RNA from Striga hermonthica, 396 nucleotides. Lineage: Eukaryota; Viridiplantae; Streptophyta; Magnoliopsida; Lamiales; Orobanchaceae. The record is from the annotation of a GenBank genome assembly.
AUGUCGUGGCAGACGUACGUGGAUGAUCACUUGAUGUGCGAGGUCGAAGGCGUUCACCUCACCGCCGCCGCCAUCAUCGGCAUCGACGGCAAUGUCUGGGCUCAGAGCGCUUCCUUCCCUCAGUUCAAUCCACAAGAGAUUGCUAACAUCGUGAAGGAUUUUGAUGAGCCUGGGUUCCUUGCUCCUACUGGAUUAUUCCUUGGAGGGGUAAAAUAUAUGGUUAUUCAGGGAGAACCUGGUGCCGUAAUUCGUGGAAAGAAGGGUUCUGGAGGCAUAACUGUUAAGAAAACAAGCCAAGCUCUUAUCUUUGGCAUCUAUGAGGAACCAAUGACUCCCGGGCAGUGUAACAUGGUCGUUGAGAAGAUGGGGGACUACCUUAUCGAUCAAGGCCUGUAG